Molecule: messenger RNA, 2895 nt
Organism: Homalodisca vitripennis (glassy-winged sharpshooter)
Lineage: Eukaryota; Metazoa; Arthropoda; Insecta; Hemiptera; Cicadellidae
Exons: 8
Coding region: 345-2720 (791 amino acids)
Source: RefSeq, a predicted model, not a curated record
AAGACAUUCAACGAAAAGACGAAGUUUCAGAUCAAUUUGCUAGUAUGUGACUGUACGAUGUUGUUGUUUCUUCCAAAGUAAAUAUUUUCAUUAAAAACUGCAUUAAAUUGUUAAGUUAAUAUUCGAUCACCGUUGACUGUUAAUGUAAAGUUGUAUUUUUAACGUAUUUACCAUUAAACCGUGUUCACCGUGAGGGCUGCCAUAUUGUUUUUGGAAUGGCUACGUGUGACGACAAGUUGAUAGUGUAAUAUUCGGAAAGUGUACAUGAAAAGAAUACUUUAAGGGACGGUUUGUUCGUCGAAGUCUAAUUUCGAUAAUAAACAAAGACUCAUUGGGAAUUUAUUAUGAAUGAGAGCGAACAAAAUGAAGAUGAGGCACUGGAGGAUGAUGUCGAAGUUGAUAGAGAAUCACAGCAGUAUAAAGACAAGGUAGAAGAAAUCAGGUGUUACCUGCCAACUAUACAAUCUCUGAUGAUAAGGUGCAACGAUGAAGAAGAAGAUUUAGUGAUUUCCCGCAAAACAUGUGUGAAAAAACUGUCUCAACUGAUGAAAACGUUCGUCAGCCCCAAAAAAAAGUUGGCAUAUUCCAGUAUGCUUAAGAUUGAAAGACUUUUGAAAAGCUUAACCUCAAAAAUGAAGCUUCAAUCGAGGAAGUCAAAUGGGUCUCCUGUGAACAAGUCGUCAAGUCCUCAACCGUCGACUUCACAAGACUGUACUUCAUCUACACCGAUUCCUAGUACAAGUAGAUGUGAUGUUUCUGUUUUUGGAGUAUCAUCACAAAAAUCUGAAAAAGUUAAAUUACCAGAAAAACUAGAGUCGGAUAAAGGUAACUCUAGUAAAUCUUCAUCCACAUCUCAAACAAGUAAUAAAAGUAGUAAAAGAAAAAAAUUAUCUAAUGAGGAAACGAGCACAUUUACAGAAAGUAAAUUUAAGAAAAAAAAUUCCUCAUUCAAGUCAUCCAAAAAAUUUGAAGAUACAACAAGAAAAACAAGUCAAGUGAGCAGCCUGGAUAAGGCCAAGAGAUUCAAAUUUGGAACUUCAGAGAAUUUAGAGUUCUCAUCUGGCCCACAAGAGUUUUUAAAUAGAUCCCUUACCCCUCGACCCGUUCCACGACAAUUUGCUCCAGUAUACCAGAGAGGUCCCACACACUCACCAAGGUUUCCUCAAAACCGAUUUCCUCAACCAAGGUAUCCGGAACCCAGAUAUUCUGGACCGAGAUAUUCUGCACCCAGGUAUCCUGACGUCCGGUAUCCUGAACCUAUGUAUGCCGAACCCAGGUAUACUAGACCCAGAUAUUCCUCUGACUCAAAAUACCCCGAAGUAAGGUUUCGUGAACCUUAUCAAUCCAGAUUUCCUGAUCCUAAAUCUGUGGAACGAAAAUUUACCACCUCUGGAAGAAAUAAAUACCCGCUGGAAAAACAUGGAGAUCUUAAGGCUCUAAGUAGCCAAGUGGACUUGAGGCACCAACAGAAAGCAAGAAGAAGGUCCUUGGAAACAAGGGAGGAACCAGUUUUGUUCAGCGAUGAACAUAUAAGAAUUGUUAGGAGACAAGCAACAGUAUCUCCUGAGAAUGAGGAAGAGAAAUCAAGCGCUGGAGAUGAGGACGUCGAAAAGCCAAAAAAAUCUCUUCAACAAAAAAGGAAAUUUGACGACGAAGAAGACAAGGAAGAGACAGGAUUUGAUACAGAAUGGGAAAAAAAUACAACUUUCUCCAAAAGAAGAGUUGGGACCUCUUUAUCGCCUGAUAUAAAUUUAGAUGCACUUGGCAAACAAGAUGGCAAUUAUCAAAAAGAUGAAGACACCAUCAAUUUGGAAAAAAGCAAAAGAAAACUUGAAGUUCUUAUGCAGAAUAGACUUGCAUCCAUGAAUGCUGGUAGAAUCUCUUGUACAAUAAGCAACAUCACAGACAAUAAUAGAAAUUUAGUGACGAAAGGAGCUGAAGAAACAUCUCCUUGCCCCUUGGCUGUAGAGACAGUGAGCCCAUUUAGCUCCACCUUAGAUGAAAUGAUGUCAAAUUUAAAUGCGAAAUAUAGAACAAACAGGUGUCAGUUAAAUAAAAACAAGGAAGUAGAAAAUGAGAAAACUAGUAACACUGUUAAAUCUGUCUAUAAUUGUGACAAAGCCAAUUUGUGCAAGAAAGACAAAGUCAAUGAUAAAAAUGAAAACUCUCAUUUAUCACUUGAAAACGCUCAACAAUCAAGAUCUCCUCCUCCUGUAUGUUCUCUUUUAACAGGUCCAAAUAAAGUAGUGCCUUUUCUAAAAGAUGAAGAUUAUGAUCCCGGAGUUACUAAGCUUCCUUGGGAUAAUAGCAAUGCUACGAAAUCUAAAAUUGAUCCAGAAGUGCCUAUUGCUUAUGAAAUGUGUGAUAAAGGGGAACCAACUGUAAGUUCUAAUGCUUCUCAGUGGCAACACUCUUCAAAACCAAACCUCGAACUUCCUGAUGUAAGCUUUUUAAGUAAAACCAAAGAUUUUGAAACAACCAAAGAUUUAGAGAUGAAAAAAGAUAAGGAAGAAGAAUCUGCCUUAAGCAUACCACUUCAUCAGAAAAAAGUAAGUGAUAGUACAAAAUCUGAUUUUAACACAGUUAAAAGUGUUAGAGAACAAUGUAAUGUAAAUAUCUUAUCAACGUUUGAAAAAUGUGACCCCACCAAACGCUUUGACGAUAAGAUUCAAGAUCCUAUAUUAAAUUCGCCUGGAAAAAACCUGCAGAGAAUUAGAUAAUUCUAAUCAACUUGUGAAUUUAAAAGGCAUAGAUGAUGUGAGUAAUAAGGAAAGUUUGAAAUUAAAUCAGAGUUUAAGAUCGAAGUUGUCAGAAGAAAUAACAACGUUACACAAGGUUGGUUCAUCUUACGGUGGAGCCCUACGAGGAUUAAUUAACCGAGACAAAAUGAUGCCC